CGGAGCCGCUGGAGGUAGAUGAGGAGGAGCAGAGAGCGAUGCAUGCCGGGUCUGUGCAGCUGGCGAGGCGGCCGUGAAGAGGACCUUCCUGUUGAUAAAGCGUCUCCGCUGCGCACUUCUCACCUCUAUAUGGCAAAGUUCCUCGCAGAAUUACUGGGAUGCACACUUCCAGACAAGGGCCCCCCCCCUUUGUUAGAGUGUCGCAGCGCGCCACAUCUGGAACCGAAGUCUUCCUCCAGACGGCCGACAGCAAUUUUUGGGACGUUAAGCAAUGAGAAGACGCUGUUCGACAGCAGACUGGUCAACAUGCCGCAGACACCGCCGUUCUCCGGGCAGCUGCACGCCGGCGGCUUCAACAACAACGAGGACGUGUACCCGGCCGUGGGAGGAGGGUUCUCCGGCCUCUUCUACCACGACAGCAGCCUGGCGUCCGGGUCCCUGGACGCCCUGGUGCGCCACCUGGUCCCCACUGUGGACUACUACCCAGACAGAACGUACAUCUUCACCUUCCUGCUCAGUUCCCGCCUCUUCAUCCACCCGUAUGAGCUCAUGUCCCGAGUGUGCCACCUGUGCACGGAGCAGCAGCGGCUCGGCGACCCUCAGGCUGACAAGCUGAGAUUCAGGAAGAUAACUCCCAGGAUCCUCCAGCUGCUGACGGAGUGGACGGAGACCUUCCCCUACGACUUCAGGGACGAGAGGAUGAUGCGCAGCCUGAAGGAGCUGACCCACCGGCUGUCCAGCGGAGACGAGGUGUGCAGGAAGGCGCUGGGCCAGCUGAGCCAGGGCCUGAUCCGGAGGCUGACGGCCCUCAGCCAGUACGAGGAGACCCUGGUCAAGAUCAACGCCACGGCGGCCGAGCGGCUCACUGCCGUGAAGGCCAAGCCUCAGGCGGCGGUCCAGAGAGACCUGCUGUCCAUCUGCAACGACCCGUUCACCGUGGCGCAGCAGCUCACUCACAUAGAGCUGGAGAGACUGAGUCACAUCGGGCCUGAAGAGUUCGUCCAGGCCUUCGUGCAGAAAGACCCGCUGGACAACGAUAAGAGCCGCUUCAGCGACCACAAGAAGGCCAGCAACCUGGAGGCGUACGUGGACUGGUUCAACAGACUCAGCUACCUGGUGGCGACGGAGAUCUGCCUGCCCGUGAAGAAGAAGCACCGAGCGCGAGUCAUCGAGUUCUUCAUCGACGUGGCGCGCGAAUGCUUCAACAUUGGCAACUUCAACUCCCUCAUGGCCAUCAUAUCUGGGAUGAACAUGAGUGCCGUCUCCCGGCUGAAGAAGACCUGGAGCAAAGUGAAAACAGCCAAGUUUGACAUCUUAGAGCACCAGAUGGAUCCGUCCAGCAACUUUUACAACUACAGAACGGCCCUGAGAGGAGCCACCCAGAGGUCGCUCACGGCCAACAGCAGCAGAGAGAAGAUCGUCAUCCCUUUCUUCAGCCUUCUCAUAAAGGACAUCUACUUCCUGAACGAAGGAUGCGCCAACAGGCUGCAGAACGGCCACGUCAACUUUGAGAAAUUCUGGGAGCUGGCCAAACAGGUGAGCGAGUUCAUGACCUGGAAGAAGGUGGAGUGUCCGUUCGAGAAGGACCGCAAGAUCCUGCAGUACCUGCUAACGGCGCCGGUGUUCACUGAAGACGCGUUGUAUCUGUCGUCGUACGAGAGCGAGAGUCCUGAGAACCACAUGGAGAAGGACAGAUGGAAGUCUCUGAGGUCAACUCUGCUGAGCAGGGUCUGAACCUGAGGAUGAAGAGGAACCCGACCAAGUAUCCCCACGUGCUUCAGCUGGCGAGGACCCUUCGCCGCCGCAGCUGCCCCCUCCUCCCUCACCAGCUUUGCUCCUCUCGCUCUCCGUGCUGUAUAUUUUUGGACAGCCGUUUUUCAUCUCUUUGUAUGACUUUAUAGUCGUUUUGUUACAAAGACGUGCCGCCGACCUUCACCGGGGAGACGGAGGUCGCCGCCCGUCGAACUGACUACCAAGUCGGCCGCUGGUCGGUCGACGCCACAGAAACGCUACUCCGGUUCCACGUGCCAGCAUCCUCCGUCCGGAGGACCCGCAACACUCCCCAGGACUAAGCUACUCCCGACCUGUACUUUUGUGCCACCCACCGUUCGUUCCACGUGUUUGAUGAAAUGCACCGGCUGCAUUUCUGUUUUUUUGAAAAGAUGUAUUCUUGUUUUGUGAUUUUUCUGAAGCAGGAAGUAAGAGUUGAAUCUUGAUGCACACCGUGUGUGUGUGUGUGUGUGUUUAUGAAGGGCUGCAGUGGGGAAAAAAACAACCAUGAAACGAUUAAUUUAAAAGUGUAUCGUCCACGUUGCCCCAUGUCUGAUCCUGCUGCCAGGCUCUUCCUGCUCCUCUGCAGCAAGCCGUCCCGGCAGAAUCGGACCGCCAGGGCCACUUUAGCUAUUUUAUGUUUUCAGACACUAGCACUGUGUUAAAGUGCAGCUAACGUGCACGGUGAGGCCUCAUCCCGACGCAUGUCUGCUUGAAUCCUGCUCCACCUGCCACGCAACACGGUGUCCUGCUGCUGCUCCCUGGUGGCCUGUUUGGAGAACUGCAUCUGUGUGUUUAAACCUCUAGAAGGUUAAAAAUGUGUUUGGUUUCACAUAUUAAGUCUCCUCCCUUUUUAUUUAUGAACCUGUGUAUUCAGAUUAUCUCCAUGUCUAAAGUAACAUUUUAUUAUUUAAUUUUGUACUAGGUACAGAAAGUGAUUAUGUAUGAGUAGUCCUCAGAUAUUUUUUAUAUGUUUGUAUGAGACACUUAAUUUACAAGGUACUAGCUCAGAUGAAGUUGAAUAUUGUUGACUGAUGUCGGCUCGGCCUUGACUCCUCGUCCCUCGACACGCAGUGCUGUUAUUGUGUACAUACUGUUGUUUUUUUCCUUCCUGUGUUCAUCCAUUUGUGUUAAGACUGUCAAAGAAUGGAACAAAGAAACGGUUUCAAAAUGAUUUAGCUGUGUUUGAAAGCGAGAAAAUAAAACGUUUCGAGGUAG
Molecule: messenger RNA, 2988 nt
Organism: Cololabis saira (Pacific saury)
Lineage: Eukaryota; Metazoa; Chordata; Actinopteri; Beloniformes; Belonidae
Gene: rasgef1ba
Product: RasGEF domain family, member 1Ba
Exons: 16
Coding region: 19-1734 (571 amino acids)
Biological process (GO): positive regulation of GTPase activity; Ras protein signal transduction
Cellular component (GO): plasma membrane
Molecular function (GO): guanyl-nucleotide exchange factor activity
Source: RefSeq, a predicted model, not a curated record